AUGUUAAGGAAAGUGGCUGCAGCUGGUCCUGGAUUUCCAACACCUACUCGGAAGCUGAUCAUGGGCCGGCUCUUGCAAGAUUGCAAGGAUCCCACGGACGACGCGUUGAAACCGAUUAAGGACUCGUGGAGCGACAUUGGUGUGAGCAUUGCUACUGACGGAUGGACAGAUAUCUCUAGCCGCCCACAGAUGAACUUCCUAGCAGUGAACACGAAGGGAGCUGUCUUCUUGUUCGGCGUUGAUUGCGGUACAAAGAAGAAGAGCGGCGAGUACAUUGCCGAACACCUCAAGAGAGCCAUCGGCAUGGUUGGAGCAGAGAAUGUGGUGGGGCUGCUAAUGGAUGGCGCAAGCAACAACAUUAGCGCAGCCAACAUCGUGAAGGCGGAAUUUCCUAAGGUGGAAUACAUCCGUUGCGCGGCUCACAUCCUCAACAAUCUGAUGAAAGACAUUGGGGGGCGCAAAUGGGCUGCCAAAAUCAUUGGCAAGGUGCAAGACCUGAUUUCGGUUUUGAAGAAGGCACAUUGGAUCACCGGCUACUUCCGUGAGAAAAAAUCUCUCAUGCUGCUUAAGCCCGCGGGCACACGCUUUGGAACAAACUAUGUAGCGCUGCAACGUUUGCUGGAUGUGCAUCCUGUACUUGACCAAAUGGUGCUAACCACAGGGUGGGCUGCCCAGGCACAUGGGAAGAAGCGGAUGGUUGCGGCACGCGGCGUGAUUAGGGAUGAUGUUUUUUGGGAGGGGGUGGAGAGGGUGGUACGUGUCUUGAAGCCGAUUUACAUGCUCUUGAGGGCGGUUGAUGGAAAUCAGGAGGUUAUGGGGAAGAUGUAUGACAUGAUGCUGGAUUUAGAGGAGAGCAUGAAGACGGCUUGCAGCUGCCUGAGGAGCAAGGAGAGCAAGUGGAUUUUGGGGGCCGUGCGGCGUCACUGGAAUAAGAACAUCAACUGCGCCUUAUAUGUGGUGGGUCGGAUUUUGUAUCCACCGAAUCAAUACGAGAAGAUCUUCGGCAGGGACAUUGAGUGCACUAGGAUCUUCAAGCAGUUCAUAAGGGAUUACUAUAAGGGGGAGUAUGUGGUGGAUAAGGAUGGCACGAAGUUUCCAAUGGCGACCAUUGUUGAGAGGGAGAUUCUUAUUUAUGUGAAAGGAGAAGGGGCCAUUGGUGAGCCGAAGGCAAGGGCAGAUCUCGAGCUCGUGAAGGUGGGCAAGUUGGACCCCGCUCAUUGGUGGGAAUUGAGGAGCAGCAGCAAGAUCCGUAUGGACCGCUCGACGAUGACGACAUCUCCGAUGAUGCUUGCAUGGAAGAUGAAGAGGAAGAAGAGGAGGCGGAUAAGGAGGAGGAAAAAAAGGAGGAGGAUGGAGGAGGAGGGGGGGGAGGAGGAGGAGGAGGAGGAGGAGGAGGAGGAGGAGGAAGAGGAGGAGGAGGAGGAGAAGGAGGAGGAGGAGGAGGAGGAGGAGGAGGAGGAGGAGGAGGAGGAGGAUGAGGAGGAGGAGGAGGAGGAGGAGGAGGGGGGGGAGGAGGAGGAGGAGGAGGAGGAGGAGGAGGAGGAGGAGGAGGAGGAGGAGGAGGAGGAGGAGGACGAGGAGGAUGAAGAGGAAGAAGAUGAGUAG
This is a messenger RNA of Closterium sp. Yama58-4, 1605 nucleotides long. Lineage: Eukaryota; Viridiplantae; Streptophyta; Zygnematophyceae; Desmidiales; Closteriaceae. The record is from the annotation of a GenBank genome assembly.